Herpailurus yagouaroundi (jaguarundi) is the source of this 15538-nucleotide messenger RNA. RefSeq names its product zinc finger homeobox 3 (gene ZFHX3). NCBI's taxonomy places the organism in Eukaryota, Metazoa, Chordata, Mammalia, Carnivora, Felidae. Gene Ontology annotation, cellular component: nucleus. The record is from RefSeq and is a predicted model, not a curated record. Gene Ontology annotation, molecular function: zinc ion binding; DNA-binding transcription factor activity, RNA polymerase II-specific; RNA polymerase II cis-regulatory region sequence-specific DNA binding. Gene Ontology annotation, biological process: regulation of neuron differentiation; regulation of transcription by RNA polymerase II.
GAAUGCCGCCUGGGGUGGGUAAGUUCGGGGCUCCGGUGCCGCUGGAAUUUCCCAUUGUCGAGCGCGCCGCGGCCCCCGGACCUGCGAGUGCCUCCUCCCUCCGGAGGUGUGCGGAGCCUUUGUGUGCCAGGUCCGAUCCGUACUGGGUGCAAUGAAAGCUCUACGCAGGCCUUACCAUGGAAGGCUGUGACUCGCCCGUCGUCUCGGGGAAGGACAAUGGGUGCGGUAUCCCUCAGCACCAGCAAUGGACUGAACUCAACAGCACCCACCUCCCCGACAAACCCAGUAGCAUGGAGCAGUCCACAAGCGAGAACCACGGGCCCCUGGACAGCCUGAGGGCCCCCUUCAAUGAGCGCCUCGCGGAGAGCUCCGCCUCGGCCGGCCCCACCGCCGAGCCCGCCGGCAAGGAGGUCAGCUGCAACGGGUGCUCGGCCUCCUUCGCCAGCCUGCAGACCUACAUGGAGCACCACUGUCCCAGCGCGCGCCCCCCGCUGCCCCUGAGGGAGGAGAGCGGGAGCGACACCAGUGAGGAGGGGGACGAGGAGAGUGAUGUGGAGAACCUGGCUGGGGAGAUAGUCUACCAGCCCGAUGGCUCGGCCUACAUUGUCGAGAGCCUGAGCCAGCUGACCCAAAGCGGGGGCGCCUGUGGCAGCGGCAGCGGCCCCCCCCCCUCGCUCUUCCUGAACUCUCUCCCCGGGGCGGGGGGCAAACAAGGGGACCCUUCUUGUGCUGCACCAGUCUACCCACAGAUCAUCAACACUUUCCACAUAGCCUCAUCCUUCGGGAAAUGGUUUGAGGGCCCAGACCAGGCUUUCCCGAAUACCUCAGCCCUGACGGGGCUCAGCCCCGUCCUGCACAGCUUCCGCGUGUUUGACGUGCGACACAAAAGCAACAAGGAUUACCUGAACAGCGACGGCUCCGCCAAAAGCUCCUGCGUAUCCAAAGAUGUUCCCAACAACGUGGACCUGUCCAAAUUCGAUGGCUUUGUGCUCUACGGCAAGAGGAAGCCCAUCCUGAUGUGCUUCCUGUGCAAACUCUCCUUCGGGUACGUCCGUUCGUUUGUGACCCACGCGGUGCACGACCAUCGAAUGACCCUGAGUGAAGACGAGCGGAAAAUUCUUAGCAAUAAGAACAUCUCCGCUAUCAUCCAAGGGAUUGGCAAAGACAAGGAACCCCUUGUGAGUUUUUUGGAACCAAAAAACAAAAACUUUCAACACCCUUUAGUUUCUACGGCUAACCUCAUAGGCCCCGGACACAGUUUUUAUGGGAAAUUUAGUGGCAUUCGGAUGGAAGGGGAGGAGGCUCUCCCAGCCGGCUCUGCUGCCGGCCCCGAGCAGCCCCAGGCUGGUAUCUUGACCCCCAGCACCCUCUUGAACCUUGGCGGGCUCACCAGCUCGGUCCUGAAGACCCCCAUUACCUCAGUCCCCCUGGGGCCUCUGGCCUCCAGUCCUACCAAAUCCUCAGAGGGCAAGGACUCUGGGGCAGCAGAAGGAGAGAAGCAAGAAGUAGGCGAUCCGGAUUGUUUCUCCGAGAAAGCGGAGCCAGCCGAGGAGGAGGCAGAGGAGGAAGAGGAGGAAGAAGAGGCAGAGGAGGAGGAGGAAGAAGAAGAGGAGGAAGAAGAGGAGGAGGAAGACGAGGGUUGCAAAGGACUCUUUCCAAGCGAGUUGGACGACGAACUGGAGGACAGGCCCCACGAGGAGGCUGGGGCCGUGGCAGGUAGCAGCAGCAAAAAGGACCUUGCUCUCUCAAACCAAAGCAUUUCUAACUCCCCCUUAAUGCCUAAUGUGCUCCAGACCCUGUCGAGGGGCACAGCUUCUACUAGUUCUAAUUCUGCUUCUUCCUUUGUUGUCUUUGAUGGUGCGAACAGGAGGAAUCGUUUAAGCUUUAACAGUGAGGGCGUCAGGGCCAAUGUGGCAGAGGGCGGCAGGAGGCUGGACUUUGCUGACGAAAGUGCCAAUAAAGACAAUGCCACAGCACCAGAACCAAAUGAAAGCACAGAGGGCGACGAUGGGGGCUUUGUCCCCCAUCACCAGCACGCUGGCUCCCUCUGCGAGCUUGGGGUUGGGGAAUGCCCCUCGGGGAGCGGCGUGGAGUGCCCCAAAUGCGACACGGUCCUGGGCUCCUCCCGCUCGCUGGGCGGCCACAUGACCAUGAUGCAUUCUCGUAACUCAUGUAAGACACUUAAGUGCCCCAAGUGCAACUGGCACUACAAGUACCAGCAGACACUGGAGGCUCACAUGAAGGAGAAGCACCCAGAGCCGGGGGGCUCCUGUGUCUACUGCAAAAGCGGGCAGCCCCACCCUCGGUUGGCACGAGGUGAGAGCUACACUUGUGGUUACAAGCCUUUCCGCUGUGAGGUGUGUAACUACUCCACAACUACCAAAGGCAACCUCAGUAUUCAUAUGCAGUCCGACAAGCAUCUCAACAACAUGCAGAACCUGCAGAACGGAGGGGGGGAGCAGGUGUUCAGCCACUCGGCCGGGGCGGCGGCGGCGGCGGCGGCGGCCGCGGCCGCAGCGGCCAACAUCGGCAGCUCCUGCGGGGCCCCCUCGCCCACCAAACCAAAAACCAAACCCACCUGGCGGUGCGAGGUGUGCGAUUACGAGACCAACGUGGCCAGGAACCUGCGCAUCCACAUGACCAGCGAGAAGCACAUGCAUAACAUGAUGCUGCUGCAGCAGAACAUGUCCCAGAUUCAACACAACCGCCACCUGGGCCUCGGCAGCCUGCCCUCGCCCGCCGAGGCCGAGCUUUACCAGUACUACCUGGCCCAGAACAUGAACCUGCCCAACCUGAAGAUGGACAACACUGCCUCAGACGCCCAGUUCAUGAUGAGUGGAUUCCAGCUGGAUCCCGCCGGGCCCAUGGCCGCCAUGACGCCUGCUCUAGUGGGCGGUGAGAUCCCCCUAGACAUGCGCCUCGGGGGCGGGCAACUGGUGUCGGAGGAGCUGAUGAACCUGGGCGAGAGUUUCAUCCAGACCAACGACCCGUCUCUGAAGCUCUUCCAGUGUGCCGUGUGCAACAAGUUCACCACGGACAACCUGGACAUGCUGGGGCUGCACAUGAACGUGGAGCGCAGCCUCCCGGAGGACGAGUGGAAGGCCGUGAUGGGGGACUCGUACCAGUGCAAACUCUGCCGCUACAACACCCAGCUCAAGGCCAACUUCCAGCUGCACUGUAAGACCGACAAGCAUGUGCAGAAGUACCAGCUGGUGGCCCACAUCAAGGAGGGUGGCAAAGCCAAUGAGUGGCGGCUCAAGUGUGUGGCCAUCGGCAACCCUGUCCACCUCAAGUGCAACGCGUGUGACUACUACACCAACAGCCUGGAGAAGCUGCGGCUGCACACGGUCAACUCCAGACACGAGGCCAGCCUGAAGCUGUACAAGCACCUGCAGCAGCACGAGAGCGGAGUGGAGGGUGAAAGUUGCUAUUACCACUGUGUCCUGUGCAACUACUCCACCAAGGCCAAGCUGAACCUCAUCCAGCACGUGCGCUCCAUGAAGCACCAGCGCAGCGAGAGCCUGCGCAAGCUGCAGCGGCUGCAGAAGGGCCUUCCCGAGGAGGACGAGGACCUGGGGCAGAUCUUCACCAUCCGCAGGUGCCCCUCCACUGAUCCGGAAGAAGCCAUUGAAGAUGUUGAAGGGCCCAGUGAAGCGCCUGCUGACCCAGAGGAGCUUGCUAAAGACCAGGAGAGUGGAGGCGAGAAAGACCAGAGCAAGUGGACAGCAUCGUCCAGCCAAGCAGAGAAGGAGCUGACAGAUUCUCCCGCGACCUCCAAACGCAUCUCCUUCACAGGUAGCUCAGAAUCUCCUCUUUCUUCAAAGCGACCUAAAACAACAGAGGAGACCAAAUCAGAGCAGAUGUACCAGUGUCCCUACUGCAAGUACAGCAAUGCCGACGUCAACCGCCUCCGGGUGCACGCCAUGACGCAGCAUUCUGUGCAGCCCAUGCUGCGUUGCCCCCUGUGCCAGGACAUGCUCAACAACAAGAUCCACCUCCAGCUGCACCUCACCCACCUCCACAGCGUGGCACCUGACUGCGUGGAGAAACUCAUUAUGACGGUGACCACCCCUGAGAUGGUGAUGCCCAGCAGCAUGUUCCUCCCAGCAGCUGUUCCAGAUCGAGACGGGAACUCCAAUCUGGAGGAGGCAGGAAAGCAGCCUGAAACCUCAGAGGAUUUGGGAAAGAACAUCUUGCCCUCUGUAAGCACAGAGCACAGUGGAGAUUUGAAACCUUCUCCUGCUGACCCAGGGGCUGUGAGAGAAGAUUCAGGCUUCCUGUGCUGGAAGAAGGGGUGCAACCAGGUUUUCAAAACUUCUGCCACUCUUCAGACCCACUUCAAUGAGGUUCAUGCCAAGCGGCCUCAGCUGCCUGUGUCAGAUCGCCAUGUGUACAAGUAUCGCUGUAAUCAAUGCAGCCUGGCUUUCAAGACCAUUGAAAAGCUCCAGCUCCAUUCUCAGUACCACGUGAUCAGAGCUGCCACCAUGUGCUGUCUUUGUCAGCGCAGUUUCCGAACUUUCCAGGCUCUGAAAAAACACCUUGAGACAAGCCACCUGGAGUUGAGUGAGGCCGACAUCCAACAGCUUUAUGGUGGCCUUCUGGCCAACGGGGACCUCCUGGCAAUGGGAGACCCUACCCUGGCCGAGGACCACACCAUAAUUGUUGAGGAAGACAAGGAGGAAGAGAGUGAUUUGGAAGAUAAACAGAGCCCAACAGGCAGUGACUCUGGGUCGGUACAAGAAGACUCAGGCUCAGAGCCAAAGAGAGCUCUACCUUUCAGGAAAGGCCCCAACUUCACCAUGGAAAAAUUUCUAGACCCCUCUCGCCCUUACAAGUGUACCGUCUGCAAGGAAUCCUUCACUCAAAAAAAUAUCCUGUUAGUGCACUACAAUUCUGUCUCCCACCUGCAUAAGUUGAAGAGAGCCCUUCAAGAGUCGGCAACUGGUCAGCCCGAACCCACCAGCAGCCCAGACAACAAACCUUUCAAGUGUAACACUUGUAAUGUGGCCUAUAGCCAGAGUUCCACUUUGGAGAUCCACAUGAGGUCUGUGUUGCAUCAAACCAAGGCCCGAGCAGCCAAGUUGGAGGCUGCAAGUGGCAAUAGCAAUGGGACUGGGAAUAGCAGCAGUGUCUCCCUGAGCUCCUCCACCCCAAGUCCUGUGAGCACCAGUGGCAGUAACACCUUUACCACCACCAAUCCAAGCAGUGCUGGCAUUGCUCCGAGCUCCAACUUACUGAGCCAAGUGCCCGCUGAAAGCGUAGGGAUGCCGCCCCUGGGGAAUCCCAUCGGUGCCAAUAUCACUUCCCCUUCAGAGCCCAAGGAAGCAAAUCGGAAGAAGCUAGCAGAUAUGAUUGCAUCCAGGCAGCAGCAACAGCAGCAGCAGCAGCAACAAGCACAGACACUGGCCCAGGCCCAGGCUCAAGUUCAAGCUCACUUGCAGCAGGAGCUGCAGCAGCAGGCUGCCCUGAUCCAGUCUCAGCUGUUCAACCCCACCCUCCUUCCUCACUUCCCCAUGACCACAGAGACCCUGCUGCAGCUCCAGCAGCAGCAGCAUCUCCUCUUCCCCUUCUACAUCCCCAGUGCAGAGUUCCAGCUCAACCCUGAGGUGAGCUUGCCAGUGACCAGCGGGGCACUGACGCUGACGGGGACGGGCCCGGGCCUGCUGGAUGAUCUGAAGGCUCAGGUUCAGAUCCCGCCGCAGAGCCACCAGCAGAUCCUACAGCAGCAGCAGCAAAGCCAGUUGUCUCUGUCCCAGAGUCACUCGGCCCUUCUGCAGCCAAGCCAGCACCCCGAAAAGAAAAACAAACUGAUCGUCAAAGAAAAGGAAAAAGAAAGCCAGAGAGAGAGGGACAGUGCUGAGGUGGGAGAGGGCAACCCAGCACCCAAGGAAUCGCUGCCGGAUGCCUUGAAGGCUAAAGAGAAGAAAGAGUUAGCACCGGCAGGUAGUUCCGAGCCUUCCAUGCUCCCUCCGCGCAUCGCCUCAGAUGCGAGAGGGAACGCCACCAAGGCCUUACUGGAGAACUUUGGCUUUGAGCUGGUCAUUCAGUACAACGAGAACAAACAGAAGGUGCAGAAGAAGAAUGGGAAGACUGAGCAGGGAGAGAACCUGGAAAAGCUGGAGUGUGACUCCUGUGGCAAGUUGUUUUCUAACAUCUUGAUUUUAAAGAGUCAUCAAGAGCACGUUCACCAAAACUACUUUCCCUUUAAACAGUUAGAGAGAUUUGCUAAACAGUACCGAGAGCACUACGAUAAACUGUACCCCCUGAGGCCCCCGACCCCGGAGCCCCCCCCCCCCCCCCCCCCCCCCCCUCCUCCACCCCCACUUCCUGCAGCACCACCUCAGCCAGCUUCCACGCCAGCCAUCCCUGCAUCGGCCCCGCCCAUCACUUCACCGACAAUCGCACCGACCCAGCCAUCUGUGCCACUCACCCAGCUCUCCAUGCCCAUGGAGCUGCCCAUCUUCUCCCCGCUGAUGAUGCAGACGAUGCCACUGCAGACCUUGCCGGCUCAGCUUCCCCCUCAACUUGGACCUGUGGAGCCUCUGCCUGCAGACCUGGCCCAGCUGUACCAGCAUCAGCUCAAUCCAAGCCUGCUCCAGCAACAGAACAAAAGGCCUCGCACCAGAAUCACAGAUGACCAGCUCCGGGUCCUGCGACAGUAUUUUGACAUUAACAACUCCCCCAGUGAAGAGCAGAUCAAAGAAAUGGCAGACAAGUCUGGGUUGCCCCAGAAGGUGAUCAAGCACUGGUUCAGAAACACCCUCUUCAAAGAGCGGCAGCGUAACAAGGAUUCCCCUUACAACUUUAGCAAUCCUCCUAUCACCAGCCUGGAGGAGCUCAAGAUUGACUCCCGGCCCCCUUCUCCGGAACCGCAGAAGCAGGAGUACUGGGGAAGCAAGAGGUCUUCAAGAACAAGGUUUACAGAUUACCAACUGAGAGUCCUACAGGAUUUCUUUGAUGCCAAUGCUUACCCAAAGGAUGAUGAAUUUGAGCAACUCUCUAAUUUACUGAACCUUCCAACCCGAGUCAUAGUGGUGUGGUUUCAAAAUGCCCGACAGAAGGCCAGGAAAAAUUAUGAGAAUCAGGGGGAGGGCAAAGAUGGAGAGCGGCGCGAGCUUACAAACGAUAGGUAUAUUCGAACAAGCAACUUGAACUACCAGUGCAAAAAAUGUAGCCUGGUGUUUCAGCGCAUCUUUGAUCUCAUCAAGCAUCAGAAGAAGCUGUGUUACAAAGAUGAGGAUGAGGAGGGGCAGGAUGACAGCCAAAAUGAGGAUUCCAUGGAUGCCAUGGAAAUCCUGACACCCACCAGCUCCUCCUGCAGCACCCCAAUGCCCUCACAGGCAUACAGCGCCCCAGCAUCAUCGGCCAACACAGCUUCCUCUGCUUUCUUACAGCUCACGGCAGAGGCUGACGAACUGGCCACUUUUAGUUCAAAAACAGAGGCGAGUGAUGAGAAACCAAAGCAGGCUGAACCUCCCAGUGCACAGCCAAACCAAACCCAAGAAAAGCAAGGACAACCAAAGGCAGAGCUGCAGCAGCAAGACCAGCCUGAGCAGAAGACAAACACAGCCCAGCAAAAGCUCCCACAGCUCACUUCCCCUGCUGCGUUGCCACAGCCUCCUCCACAAGCACCCCCACCUCAGUGUCCCUUACCCCAGUCAAGCCCCAGUCCUUCCCAGCUCUCCCACCUGCCCCUCAAGCCCCUCCACACGUCGACUCCUCAACAGUUGGCAAACCUACCUCCUCAGCUAAUCCCCUACCAGUGUGACCAAUGUAAGUUGGCAUUUCCAUCAUUUGAGCACUGGCAGGAGCAUCAGCAGCUUCAUUUUCUGAGUGCACAGAAUCAGUUCAUCCACCCCCAGUUUUUGGACAGGUCACUGGAUAUGCCUUUCAUGCUGUUUGACCCUAGUAACCCACUCCUGGCAAGCCAGCUGCUCUCUGGGGCCAUACCUCAGAUUCCAGCCAGCUCGGCCACUUCUCCUUCAACUCCGACCUCCACAAUGAACACUCUGAAGAGGAAGCUGGAGGAAAAGGCCAGUGCAAGCCCUGGAGAAAAUGACAGUGGGACAGGAGGAGAAGAACCUCAGAGAGACAAGCGUUUGAGGACAACUAUUACACCAGAACAGCUAGAAAUACUGUACCAAAAGUAUCUAUUAGACUCCAAUCCAACUCGAAAGAUGUUGGAUCACAUUGCGCAUGAGGUGGGCUUAAAGAAACGUGUGGUACAAGUCUGGUUUCAGAAUACCCGAGCCCGGGAACGGAAAGGACAGUUCCGGGCUGUGGGCCCAGCCCAGGCCCAUAGGAGAUGCCCCUUUUGCAGAGCACUCUUCAAAGCCAAGACUGCCCUUGAGGCUCAUAUCCGGUCCCGUCAUUGGCAUGAAGCCAAGAGAGCUGGCUACAACCUUACUCUGUCUGCAAUGCUCCUAGACUGUGAUGGGGGACUUCAGAUGAAAGGAGAUAUUUUUGAUGGAACCAGCUUUUCCCACCUACCCCCAAGCAGUAGUGAUGGCCAAGGUGUGCCCCUCUCACCUGUGAGUAAAACCAUGGAGUUAUCUCCCAGAACUCUUCUUAGCCCUUCUUCCAUCAAGGUGGAAGGGAUUGAAGACUUUGAAAGCCCCUCCAUGUCCUCAGUUAAUCUAAACUUUGACCAAACCAAGCUGGACAAUGACGACUGUUCCUCUGUCAACACAGCAAUCACAGAUACCACUACAGGAGACGAGGGCAAUGCAGAUAAUGACAGUGCAACGGGAAUAGCAACUGAAACCAAAUCCUCCUCUGCACCCAAUGAAGGGUUGACCAAAGCGGCCAUGAUGGCAAUGUCUGAGUAUGAAGAUCGGUUGUCAUCGGGUCUGGUCAGUCCAGCCCCAAGCUUUUACAGCAAGGAAUAUGACAAUGAAGGUACAGUGGACUAUAGUGAAACCUCAAGCCUUGCAGACCCCUGCUCCCCGAGUCCUGGUGCAAGUGGGUCAGCAGGCAAAUCUGGAGACAGUGGGGAUCGGCCAGGGCAGAAACGUUUUCGCACUCAGAUGACCAAUCUGCAGCUCAAAGUCCUCAAGUCAUGCUUUAAUGACUACAGGACACCCACCAUGCUAGAGUGUGAGGUCCUGGGCAAUGAUAUUGGACUGCCAAAGAGAGUUGUUCAGGUCUGGUUCCAGAAUGCCCGGGCAAAAGAAAAGAAGUCCAAGUUAAGCAUGGCUAAGCAUUUUGGUAUAAACCAAACAAGUUACGAGGGACCGAAAACAGAGUGCACUUUGUGUGGCAUCAAGUACAGCGCUAGGCUGUCUGUACGUGACCAUAUCUUUUCCCAACAGCAUAUCUCCAAAGUUAAAGACACCAUUGGAAGCCAGUUGGACAAGGAGAAAGAAUACUUUGACCCAGCCACUGUACGUCAGUUGAUGGCUCAACAAGAGUUGGACCGGAUUAAAAAGGCCAAUGAGGUCCUCGGACUGGCAGCUCAGCAGCAAGGGAUGUUUGACAAUGCCCCUCUUCAGGCUCUCAACCUUCCUACAGCAUAUCCCACGCUCCAGGGCAUUCCUCCUGUGUUGCUCCCCAGCCUCAACAGCCCCUCUUUGCCGGGCUUUACUCCAUCCAACACAGCUUUAACGUCUCCUAAACCGAACUUGAUGGGUCUGCCCAGCACAACAGUUCCUUCCCCUGGCCUCCCCACAUCUGGAUUACCAAAUAAACCGUCCUCAGCAUCGCUGAGCUCCCCGACCCCAGCACAAGCCACCAUGGCGAUGGCCCCUCAGCAACCCCCCCAACCCCAGCAGCAGCUACAGGUGCAGCCGCCGCCGCCCGCAGCCCAGCCACCACCUGCACCACAGCUCCCACCCCAACAGCAGCAACAGCAGCGCAAGGACAAAGACAGUGAGAAGGUCAAGGAGAAGGAAAAGGCACACAAAGGGAAAGGGGAGCCCCUCCCUGUCCCCAAGAAGGAGAAAGGAGAGGCCCCCACAGCGGCCACAGCCACGAUCUCAGCCCCGCUGCCCGCCAUGGAGUAUGCAGUGGACCCUGCGCAGCUGCAGGCCCUGCAGGCAGCCUUGACUUCGGACCCCACAGCGUUGCUCACGAGCCAGUUCCUUCCUUACUUUGUACCAGGCUUCUCUCCUUACUAUGCCCCCCAGAUCCCCGGCGCCCUGCAGAGCGGGUACCUGCAGCCUAUGUAUGGCAUGGAAGGCCUGUUCCCCUACAGCCCUGCACUGUCGCAGGCCCUGAUGGGGCUGUCCCCGGGCUCCCUACUGCAGCAGUACCAGCAAUACCAGCAGAGUCUGCAGGAGGCGAUCCAGCAGCAGCAGCAGCGGCAACUGCAGCAGCAGCAGCAGCAAAAAGUGCAGCAGCAGCCCAAAGCAAGCCAAACCCCAGUCCCCCAGGGGGCUGCUUCCCCAGACAAAGACCCUGCCAAAGAAUCCCCCAAACCAGAAGAGCAGAAAAACGCACCCCGUGAGGUGUCCCCCCUCCUGCCGAAACCCCCCGAAGAGCCAGAAGCAGAAAGCAAAAGUGCGGACUCCCUCUAUGACCCCUUCAUUGUUCCAAAGGUGCAGUACAAGUUGGUCUGCCGCAAGUGCCAGGCGGGCUUCGGUGACGAGGAGGCGGCAAGGAGUCACCUGAAGUCCCUCUGCUUCUUCGGCCAGUCUGUGGUGAACCUGCAAGAGAUGGUGCUUCACGUCCCCACGGGUGGCGGCGGCAGUGGCGGCGGCAGCGGUGGCGGCGGUGGUGGCGGCGGCUCGUACCACUGCCUGGCGUGCGAGAGCGCGCUCUGUGGGGAGGAAGCUCUGAGUCAACAUCUCGAGUCGGCCUUGCACAAACACAGAACAAUCACGAGAGCAGCAAGAAACGCCAAAGAGCACCCUAGUUUAUUACCUCACUCUGCCUGCUUCCCCGAUCCUAGCACCGCAUCUACCUCGCAGUCUGCCGCUCACUCAAACGACAGCCCCCCUCCCCCGUCGGCCGCCGCCCCCUCCUCCUCCUCCGCUUCCCCCCACGCCUCCAGGAAGUCUUGGCCGCAAGUGGUCUCCCGGGCUUCGGCCGCGAAGCCCCCUUCUUUUCCUCCUCUCUCCUCAUCUUCAACGGUUACCUCAAGUUCAUGCAGCACCUCAGGGGUUCAGCCCUCGAUGCCAACAGACGACUAUUCGGAGGAGUCUGACACGGAUCUCAGCCAAAAGUCCGACGGACCGGCGAGCCCGGUGGAGGGUCCCAAAGACCCCAGCUGCCCCAAGGACAGUGGUCUGACCAGUGUAGGAACGGACACCUUCAGAUUGUAAGCUUUGAAGAUGAACAAUAACAAACAAAUGAAUUUAAAUAAAAAAGAUUAAUAACAAACCAAUUUCAAAAAUAGACUAACUGCAAUUCCAAAGCUUCUAACCAAAAAAAAAAAAAAAAAAAAAAAAAAAAAGGAAAAAAAAGAAAAAGCGUGGGUUGUUUUCCCAUAUACCUAUCUAUGCCGGUGAUUUUACAUUCUUGUCUUUUCUUUUUUCUUUCAAUAUUAAAAAAAAAAAAAAAAAAAAAAAAAAAAACCACCUUAACCCUGUUACAUUGUGUCCUUUUGAAGGUACUAUUGGUCUGGGAAACAGAAGUCCGCAGGGCCUCCCUAAUGUCUUUGGAGCUUAAACCCCUUGUAUAUUUGCCCUCUUUUCAAUAAACGCCCCAUGUUGAUAGCACAGAGGAGCCCGGCAUGCACUGUAUGGGAAAGCAGUCCACCUUGUUACAGUUUUAAAUUUCUUGCUAUCUUAGCAUUCAGAUACCAAUGGCUUGCUAAAAGAAAAAAAGAAAUGUAAUGUCUUUUUAUUCUCAGGUCAAUCGCUCACACUUUGUUCUGUUUUCAGAAUCAUUGUUUUAUAAUAUAUUAUUUUUUCAGUUUUUCUUUUGUUCCAGAAAAGAUUUUUUUUGUUAAUUUAAAAACGGGCAGAAAGUAUUCGAGAAAAACAAUGUGAACUGCUUUAGCUUUCUGGGGAUUUAAAGGAUAGCUUUUCUGCUGAAGCCAAUUUCAAGGGGAAAAGUUAAGCACUCCCACUUUCAGAAAAAAAAAAAAAAACCCACACACAGAGUGUUGAGGACUUGUAGCUUAAAAAAAUAAGUUUUAAAAACUGACUUUCUGUAUUUAUGAUAGAUAUGACCAUUUUUGGUGUUGAGUAGAUUGUUGCAUUGGAAAUGAACUGAAGCAGUAUGGUAGAUUUAAAAGGAAAAAAAAAAAACCUUUUGUGUACAUUUAGCUUUUUGUAUGGUCCAGCUGACAGCUCCUCAUUUGAUGUUGUCUUGUUCAUUCCUAGCAGAUAGAUUGCAAUCCGUUGAUUCGCCUAAGCUUUUCUCCCCUUUGUCCCUUAAUUCCACUUUCUCCUUCCUCCUCCCACCCUAUAAUCUCCCACUUAAGGUAGCUGCCUUCAUUUCUUCGAGGGAGCUACAGAAUUAUUUUAUAAAACUAAAGAAUUUCAAAAGGUUCUAGGGGUCAUUAGGAUCCUCACAGAUUAUUUUUGGUUGGGGAGUUGAAACUUUUUAAAGGCAUAUAAUUCUAGUUACCUAUGUCUGUAAGCCUUGUGCCAUUUAUUGUUUAUUUAUCCUUCCUCUUUAGCUUUCCCUUUUAUCCCUUCUUUUCCUCCUUGUUUGGUAGAUGCUUCACAUAUUCUUUUCUUAAACUAAAGCAUUUGUUUCGGUUUGUGUAAUUGGGCUGUAUGCUUUUCUUUCUAAAAAAGUUUUUGGUUAGGGGUUUUGUUUUUGUUUUCUUUCCUCUCAGAAAAAGAAAUUUCAUGCUUUAAAUAAAAUCCAAAGACACACCCUUUCACUGCUGAUGCAGAAAAAAGGGAAAGGGUUCUUGUUACUUGAGAAUUUGUUUCUGAUUUAAACAAACAAGACUUAGUUUAAUAAAAGAAAGAGUAAAAACAAAAGAUUCCCAGGUUGUUAUGUGCUUCAUCUGCAAGCAGAGAGGCAGCUGUUAAUGACAAUUCCAUAUACCAAAAGACACAUUUUUUUACUUCAAAGUUUUGUCCUUGUGUUAGGCAGUCUGAGCGGCGAGUGAUCCAGAGUGCAGCCAACAAAGAAGCAGAUAGCAAUGUACAAAGAGCAAAAAAGGAACCGUAUGCGAGGCACUUGUAUUUAUGUUAAUAUCUGUAUUCCUGUAACACAAAACACAACAUAACAUACACCCUUUCUCAUCUUAAAACAACGGUCUGAACUUUGAAAGGAAAACUUUGUGCUGCUAAAACGUAGAUUUUGGAGACAAAUAGAUGCUUUGCUGUUUCACUUUCAUAGCCAAACAUCAACAGAAACAAUCUCCCCUUACCCAAAAGUGUGAAAUCCUUUUCCCCUUCAUUCUCUUCCUUAUGUUUCAAAAGGGAACUUUGAAGACUGUGAAUGCAGGUUCCAUUGGUCACCUUUCGGGCUUCUUUCCCCAGUGCUGAAGCCACUCAACGACUUUGCAAAAGACUGGAGCAUUCCAAGAUCUGAAAAUGGAUUUCUUUUUUUCUUUUUUCUCUUUAUCUUUUUUAGCCGGGACUAUUUUAUUUUUAUGAAUUUGUUUUUGAUUUAAUGAAAGAGUAGAUCCUGAACUGUUGUACAUAUUUCUAACUAGGCUGAUGCACAGUGCAAAUUCUUUUUUUUUAAUUUUUUAAGUAGAAAUACUAAAGAGUACCAUCUAACUAUUCAUACCAGUAUCCAGUUGUAGCAUAAGGUGUCAAAAACAAGUACACAAAAACAUUUGCUGUUUCAACAAACUGUUUUCUUUUAACAAGAAUUCUUGUAUUUCUCCCUGUGUUUGAGAUGAACAUUUUUAAAUUUUAAAGUUGUACAGUUUUUUGUUUUCCAUUAUUUUAUCUUGUUUGUAACUCUAUGAAAUAUAUAUAUAUUUUUUGCCAUUUAACUGUUGUAUGUUACUCUGUGUCUGUAUCAUAUAGAUAAAAAAAUUGUUUUUGUUUUGGGUUCUCUAUGUGAUACCAAUUAACAAUUUAACACUAGCUUUACCUGUCAAGUUCUGCUAGGUUUUUCUGAAAACUUUGUUUUCAAAAAUGAUAUUGCUUGGUAAUAGUGCAAUUUCUAUCCCUUUUCCUCCUCCCUCAACUUUAAGUUCAUUUCCUUGAAAUUUUGCUACCCCCCUCCACAAUGGUUUUGUUUUUUGUUUUGUUUUUUGAGCUACUAUGCCAUCCUCCCUCUGUGAGGCAGAGUGACUGUCAGUGUUUUGUUAUGCCAUGCCUUGACCUGUGGGUGUAUUUGGUAACAGCGAGUGGUUGGGUAGAUUGGCUAAGCAUGCUUCCACCCACCAGUGUUUCUCAGAGGGGUUAUGUGAUUGUUUCAUCCUGGAGUGGGUUGCACACUCAAUGCUUUCCUCUACAACUCUACCAUCCACAUAUGUGUUCAUUUAAAAAAUAAUUCUCCACAUUAACUCAGAAGUAGCAAAGCAGUCAGUGAUGGUGACAGUUAGAGGUCAAGUAUGAGCUAGCUAGAUGUUUGUGGGUUGACAUCCACUUUGGCUGUGACCGGUACCAUUUACAAAGCAUGAAUUCACUACAAUGCUCAACUGUUUAGAUUGGUCUCACUAGGAGAGUUUAACUCCUGUCUGUUGCAUAGUAGGUAGCUGAAUAGGAUAUCUCAACUCACUUUUUAAAUUAGUUCUUCACCUCUAUUGACACUUCAUACUUUGGUUGUUCUUUUUUUCCAAAUAUUCCAAAGUGUGGGUUGGCACUACACACCAUUCAGCCAUAGCACCAUAUGAACCCACCAAAUGGAACUUAUUUCAACCAUCCUUCCUCCAUCCUUCCAAAAAGAAACUUAAGAAGGAAAUACACACACACACACACACAGAAAAGUUUAAUAAAUCUAGGAAGUUUUUUUUUUUAAUUAAAAGCUAUUUAAAGAAAUGAAUGUGGCCAAAGUUUUACAUGAUUGAAAAUAAAGUAAAACAGACGGCAUGUGUUUAAACCUGAGUUUAUCAGGCAUGGCAGGAAGUUGCAGGAGAGAGAGGCAGUGACCCAAGCCAGUGCACUUGAUAUUCAUGGACAUAUAUUUUUUUUAAAUAAAUUAAAACAUUUUAAAUAGAAGCAUAAAUUGAGUUGGUUGUUUGUUGGCGCUGAGAUACUGCCCACUGUGAAACAAAGCUUUGACUAGUUUUUUUUUGUUUGUUUACUUUCUGGGGGGGGGGGGGGAGGGAUGGGGGCAAGUUUGGGUAGGAAAGAAAGCAUAAAUGAACGUGACCCUGAGGUGAAGAGGUAUAUGAACAGCCUUUGCAAUGUACAAAAAACAAAAAACAAAAAAACAAAAAAAAAAAAAUAGAGCAAGUGAAACCAAAAAUGAUGUUCUUGGUGUUUUUCUAUAAUGUAGUCUUGUUAGCUUUUUUGUUACUGUAACAAUGCUGAUCUCGAACUGUACCAAAAUACAUGGAGACUAACAAACAGAACCACAUGGAACUUUCAAACUGAAAAAAAAAAUUUGUCACAAAAACUUUGUUGUCAUAGUUAAGUUGAUUGUAGAUGGUAAUUGAAUAUACUCCUUUGAAAAUAUUUCAUCAAGUAUGUUUCCUGCUCAUUGUGAUACAUUAAAAAAAAUAUGAGCAAAA